UAAGAGUCUUGUUUUUUUUUCAGGAGACACGUUGAAUAUUGAGAAUACUCCAACAACUUGUGUAUUUGCUUAGAAAAGUGAUGGCUGAUAAUAACUCAUUGGUUGGUGGUCGGGUCUCAGUGAUGCUGAAUGACAACACAGUCAUUAUUGUGCAGAUGCUGGUGAUAAUCUUUCUUUCCAUCAACCUUUUACUCAUCAUGACGUUUUUCAAAAAGGAGUGCUUCCACACAACUGCACGCUACAUCCUUUUUGCUGUUACACUUCUCUCUGAUAGUUUGAUGUUAUUAAUGUCUGAUAUCCUGCUCAUAGUGAACCAUUUUCGAUUUAGCAUGCAAAUUUGGAUAUGUGUGAUUAUCUCUGUUGUGGUACUUCUUUAUGAUAUAGUUACACCAGUUACUCUGACAGUAAUGACCCUGGAGCGAUAUGUGGCCAUCUGCAUGCCCCUGCGUCAUGCAGAGCUGUGCUCCACACGCAGCACUAUGCAUUGCAUCCUCAUCAUUCAUGCCCUCAGCUCUGUACCCUGCAUUGUUAUUCUCUCCACUGUCUUUGCAUCAGCCUCUCUUAGCUUUUACAAACAACACAGGCUAUGUGCUAUGGCAUCUUUAAUGUUGUACAGGUGGCAGGAUCACGUUAGGUCAGCUGUGAAUCAGUGUUACUUCUUGAUUAUGUUUAUCAUCAUUGUAUUCUCCUAUGCUAAAAUCAUGCAAGUGGCCAAAGCUGCAUCAGGAGAGGAUAAAAAGUCGUCAUGGAAAGGGCUCAGAACAGUAAUUCUUCAUGGUUUCCAGCUGCUGCUCUGUCUAAUCCAGAUGUGGACUCCAUUCAUAGAAGCAGCUAUAUUACCACAUGAUUUCAUAUUAUUUAUUGAUGUCAGGUACUCUAACUACAUAUUGUUUAGUCUUACUCCCAAAUGUCUGAGUCCUCUCAUUUAUGGCCUCAGGGAUGAACAAUUUUUUCAAGCACUGAAAAACUUCUUUGGCUUGUAUAAAACAAAUAUUUGA
Molecule: messenger RNA, 998 nt
Organism: Larimichthys crocea (large yellow croaker)
Lineage: Eukaryota; Metazoa; Chordata; Actinopteri; Sciaenidae
Product: odorant receptor 131-2
Exons: 1
Coding region: 81-998 (305 amino acids)
Biological process (GO): G protein-coupled receptor signaling pathway; detection of chemical stimulus involved in sensory perception of smell
Cellular component (GO): membrane
Molecular function (GO): G protein-coupled receptor activity; odorant binding; olfactory receptor activity
Source: RefSeq, a predicted model, not a curated record